This is a messenger RNA of Hippocampus comes (tiger tail seahorse), 3716 nucleotides long. RefSeq names its product chloride anion exchanger. Gene Ontology annotation, biological process: transmembrane transport. The transcript has 20 exons. NCBI's taxonomy places the organism in Eukaryota, Metazoa, Chordata, Actinopteri, Syngnathiformes, Syngnathidae. Gene Ontology annotation, cellular component: membrane. Bases 801 to 3188 code for a protein of 795 amino acids. The record is from RefSeq and is a predicted model, not a curated record.
CGAUUUCCGAUUUUGCGGUUUAGUUUCUAGUGGUAUCGAAAAUGUGUUUGCCUCACUUUAGAGUCACGCAAAAGUCAAAAUGGACAACCGCGAUGCUUCCAGACUGAACGCGCUGUCAAUCAAAAUGAUUAUCUCGGUAGGGUUUUCAGUCUUUGGUUAACGUUUACCAAACCUCCACAUGAUCCGAUGAGCAUGUAAUACUGUAUCGGCCAUCUGAUCAAUGUUUUGGAAGCCCUUUCUGCCGUGUUUCCAUGUCGUAAAUCUCCGAAAAUAUCCAAACACGGUGCUGUUGUUGACCUUUGGCAGCAUUCCGCCCACCCCCCUCCACCCCGCUUAAAAAGCUCCUUGAUUUCCACCUCCUUAUAACAAUGGCCUGUCCUGUCCCGUCCCUCCUCCAGGGGCGGAAAAGCCGCUACUGCUGAAAAGUUUUCGAAGACAGAUAUCAGUGAGAACAAUGGUCAAGGAUAAGGCAGGCAUCCAAACUCGAGGGAAUCCAUCGUCAUUACUGUUAAUAAUUACAGUCGGGCGUUGUGACUGCCGCGUAAUUUAUUGAUGGCCGAACAGCCGGCCGUCGCACUUGCGAUCCAAAUGCUGGAGGAGGAGGAAAGCCCAGUGGAAAGUUUGGAUUUGUAGUGCUCGAUCAGGUUUAAAGGAAGCGAUUCAUUGAAAGCGGCGCUCUUCUGGCAUUGCUCGCUAUUUAUCAAAUCCGACAAGUGAUCCAGACCUCAUGCGCUUCCUCGUCUGGACCUUUUGUUGUUAGCGGCGUCAAAGGUGAUCUCAACGCUUCCUAAUUUGCUUAAAUGGAUCUUAGCAGCAGCAGCAGCAGCAGCAGGUUGUCGGCGGGACUUCAGGCAGCCGCGAUGCAAGCAGGGGCCAGCCAGUAUGUGGUGACGCGUUCCCUGUACUCGGAGGAGUCGUUCGCCGAGGAGCACGAGAAGGUCUACAGGCACCGCAAGACCGCGCUGGAACACGUCAAGCAGUACUUCACGUGUGAUGCCAGACGUGCCAAAAAUGCCGUUUUCUCUCUUCUGCCGAUCAUCGGCUGGUUAAAGAUCUACAGGGUCAAAGAGUGGUUGCUGAGUGAUAUCGUGUCGGGUGUCAGUACUGGACUUGUCGCCGUACUGCAAGGUUUGGCCUACUGUCUCCUGGCUUCGCUUCCGCCCUGGUAUGGCCUCUUCUCCGCUUUCUUCCCCGUUGUCAUCUAUUUUUUCCUCGGAACCUCCAGACACAUCUCAGUGGGUCCGUUCCCGGUGCUGUGUCUGAUGAUCGGGUCGGUGGUCACCAGACUGGUCCCGGACGAAGGCCCGCCUGCGAACAUCACGGGUUUUGAAGGUCUCACCAAGGAUGAACAGAGAGUGCUGGUGGCAUCCUCUGUGACGUUCCUUGUGGGAAUCAUGCAGCUGGCGAUGGGCAUCCUGCAGGUGGGCUUCGUAGUCAUGUACCUAUCAGACACUUUGGUGUCCGGCUUCACCACCGCAGCUGCCAUCCACAUCCUGGUGUCGCAGCUGAAGUUCGUGCUGGGCCUGCAAGUCCCCGGAAUAAGUGGGCCGCUCUCCAUUAUUUACACUUUGGAGAUCAUCUUCAACAAGAUCCAGUCCACCAACGUUUGCGACGUGGUCAUCUCCUUGGUGAUCAUGGCGGUGGUGUUCGUCGUCAAGGAGCUCAAUGACCGAUUCAAAGCCAAGUUGCCCGUUCCCAUCCCAAUCGAGGUUAUCAUGACUGUCAUCGCAUGUGGCGUUUCUUACGCGUUUGACUUCAGGACCAAGUAUGGCAUCGACAUCGUCGGCCAUAUUCCAAAGGGGUACGAGUCCCCCGUGGCCCCAAACCUGGUCAUCUUCCAAGACACGGCCGUGGAGGCGUUCCCGAUGGCCAUCGUGGGUUUUGCCGUGGCCUUCUCUGUGGCUAAGGUCUAUUCUGUGAAGCACGACUACACCAUAGAUGGAAACCAGGAGCUGAUUGCUUUUGGAGUCAGCAACAUUUUCGGUGCGUCCUUUAAGUCUUUUGCAGCCAGCACAGCUCUGUCCAGGAGUGCUGUACAGGAAAGUACCGGUGGAAAAACUCAGAUAGCCGGCUUGCUUUCGGCAAUCAUCGUGAUGAUCGUUACCUUGGCCGUGGGCUUUCUCCUGGACCCCCUCCCGAAGUCCGUGCUGGGGGCGGUGGUCAUCGUCAACCUGAAAGGAAUGCUCAUGCAGUUUCGAGAGAUCCCGUAUCUGUGGAGGCGGGACAAGCCGGACUGUGUGGUGUGGUUGGGCACAUGUAUCGCGGCCAUCUUACUGGGGCUGGAUCUUGGUCUGGCCGCGGGUCUCGGUGUGGAGCUACUCAGUGUCGUGCUCAGGGCUCAGUUCCCCCGUUGCAGUGUGCUGGCCAACAUUCACGGCACCGAUAUCUACAAGGACCGAAAGGACUACGUAAACAUCUAUGAGCCCGAAGGGGUGAAAAUCUUUCGAAUCCCGUCGCCAAUCUUCUUCGCCAACAUCGAGUUUUUCAGAAGCAAACUUGUGGAAGCCGUUGGUUUUAAUCCACUGAGGGUGCUCAGGAAGCGAAAUAAGGCGCUCCGAUUGAUCCGGAAACUUCUUAAGAAAGGUUAUCUCCAGUGGACAUCAAACGGCUUCCUGAACACGGCGCGCGGCCCCAUCAAGGAGUCGGUUGAGCUUGAAAGCAACGCGGAGGAACUGGUCCAGCCCACCGACUUCAAGGACCUGCCCGCCCGCGUGGACUGGAACGCCGAGCUUCCCGCCAACAUCAUUGUUCCCCGAGUGGACCUGCACAGUCUGGUGCUGGACUUUGCGGCCGUCUCCUUCCUGGAUGUGUCCGCUCUCAAGGGUCUUAAAGCGGUCAGUUCAUAUUCUUGGACAAUUUCGUCAUGUGUUCUCAUUACGCUGUCGUCUCAUUUGUUGCAGGCUCUCAAAGAAUUUGUCCGUGUUGAAGUGGAUGUCUACAUUGUUGCCUGUGAUCCUUACAUCCUGGACAAAUUGCAUCACUGCAGCUUCUUUGAUGAUGAAGUGCAGCCGUCCAUGUUCUUCCUGACACUGCACGACGCCGUGCUGCACAUCCUGGAUAAACAUCCCCAGUGCUCCCAAAACGAGUCCAAAUACAACAAGAUUGAGACAACGGUCACGGUCCACCAUCCUGCGGGAGGUCUCAGGAGCAGAGACAGGAAUGCACCGGAUCCAGAAACCAGAUUUUAACUUCAACUCGUGAUUGCUUAUUGUGUUUAUUUUAUUGUUUGUGUUUGUUUUUUAAAUCGCCAACACCAAAGGAAGUUUUUUUUUUGUUUUUUUUUUCCAGAUGAGCUCAUCAGAGCACAGUGCACUUAAUAUGUACUGCAUGUCAUGUUUGUGACUUGACAAUCUGUAUGCAAAGAGCGAAAUUUUGUGUUUUCAUACUGUACAUAGCUGUUUGUGGAUGUGUUGCAAUGGAUUUGUAUGUGCUUCAUAGGUCUAUAUUUCCAAGACGAUGAGAAAUAAAUUAAGUUUUCGGAAUGCCUUGUUUUGAAGCUGUCGACGUUUUACGGCGCCGCCAGCCGGAACAAAGAUCAUCUGUGACCUGAAUCACGAUGUGGAGUAUCGAAUAUGGAUGGAUGGGCGUUAAAUAAACAUCCAAGUAGUCAAAACAAUUCUAGGUUUUAUACCUAAAAAUAUAUAUUUCAUAUGACGAGAUCCUGUAACAUGAUGCACAUUUGGAGAGUAAAAUAGUAAACAAGUGUAUUUAAAUGA